Messenger RNA from Olea europaea var. sylvestris, 2667 nucleotides. RefSeq names its product protein ECERIFERUM 3-like. The coding region runs from base 491 to 2389 and encodes 632 amino acids. The record is from RefSeq and is a predicted model, not a curated record. Gene Ontology annotation, biological process: lipid biosynthetic process. The transcript has 12 exons. Gene Ontology annotation, molecular function: iron ion binding; oxidoreductase activity. NCBI's taxonomy places the organism in Eukaryota, Viridiplantae, Streptophyta, Magnoliopsida, Lamiales, Oleaceae.
CAUUAAAUCAGGCUUAAUCUGUUAAGUCUAGAGCACAAUCAAGAAUCAUACAGACAGUCUUGAAAGCGACAAUUUAAAUGAUUUUUCAUUUUUCAUUUUAUUUCUUUUUCGUAUCAACGUCUCAACUGCAACCUGCAAUCCACCACCAAAAGCCCAUAAAAGUUUAGGUGCUUGCUAGCCAACAAAACCCACAUCUGGCACUCAAAUUUCUGCUUAAAAUUAAUUUUUCCAUCCGUCAAUUUCAGGAUUCUUUUCAACGUUCACGUCCUGAAAUUCUUCAAAUUCUUUUUUUUUUUGGGUUUGUUUUAAAAGGUGCUAAUUUUGUAGGUGAAAUGGACAAAUUUCUAUAAUGAUUUCUUGAUGACGUUGUUUUUGUGGGUAUAUAAGUAGAGUUCUGAGGUGCUGAGAAUGGUGUCAUUUAAGAAGCAAAGGAUAAGAAAAGAGUCUUAACAGAUAUGCAAUAAAGAAGUCUAUAAGAAUUGAUAGAAAUAUGUUGAUAGAAGAGAAAAUAAUCUGCAAAUCAGGGAAGAAGGAUGCCCCUUUCUUUGCUUGGCCAUGGGAGAAUUUUGGAAAUUACAAGUAUUUAUUAUAUGGACCACUGAUUGCAAAAGGGCUGUAUUCUAUGUCUGGGAAAGGAAAUAAGGAGGAUAUAUGGUGCUUACAUAUUCUCGUCUUGUUUGCCCUGCGAGGCCUUGUUCAUCAGCUAUGGAGUACUUAUAAUAAUUCACUUUAUAUCAAUCGUACUCGUCGACUGAAUCAACAGGGCAUUGAUUUUAAUCAAAUUGAUGCAGAAUGGCAUUGGGAUAAUUUUCUGAUACUUCAAGCCAUUGUAGCUUCAUUUUCCUAUUUGAGCUUCCCUUCAUUGUCCAACCUUCCUAUAUGGGACAUUAAGGGUAUUGUGUCUUGCCUCAUACUCCACAUUCUAAUCUCAGAACCACUGUAUUAUUGGUUGCAUAGAUUAUUACAUUCCAAGCAUUUAUUUCCAAGAUACCACUGGCUCCACCAUAGCUCUAAAGUCCUACAUCCUUUUACAGCUGGGCAUGCUUCGUUUCUGGAACACCUAUUAGGAUGCAUAAUUAUUGGGAUCCCGACCCUAGGAACUGGUUUACUUGGUUAUGGAUCUGUCAGCAUGAUGUACAGUUAUGUUUUAGGCUUUGAUUUUCUUCGAUGUAUUGGGCAUGCCAAUGUUGAAGUUAUUCCUCAUCACCUGUUUGAGGCUAUUCCACUUCUCAAAUAUAUUAUCUACACACCUACAUACCACAAUCUUCAUCACGUGGACAUGAGGACUAAUUUUUGCCUCUUCAUGCCUUUAUAUGAUAUUUUAUGGAAGACAAUAAAUGCCAAUUCGUGGGAUAUUCACAAACAAAAUAGUACAAACACAAAUGACCGAGUACCUGAUUUUGUGUUUCUUGCACAUGUCGUCGAUGUUAUGUCAGCGAUGCAUGCUCCAUUUGUUUUCCGUUCAUUCAGCUCAAUACCUUUUGGUAUAAAGCCCUUCUUGUUUCCAAUGUGGCCCUAUACGUUUCUAGUGAUGCUUAUCAUGUGGGCAAAAUCCAGGACAUUCUUGUUCAGUUUUUAUAAUCUCAGAGGAAGACUGCAUGAAACAUGGGUUGUGCCUAGAUUUGGUUUCCAGUAUUUCUUACCUUUCGCAGCAGAAGGCAUUAAUAACCACAUUGAAGAUGCUAUCCUUACAGCAGAUAAAAUAGGUGUAAAGGUCAUUAGCCUUGCUGCACUAAAUAAGAAUGAAGGUCUUAAUGGAGGUGGAACACUUUUUGUUAACAAGCAUCCCAAUCUAAAAGUCAGAGUUGUUCAUGGAAACACCUUGACUGCUGCGGUGAUCCUACACGAGAUACCUGAAGAUGUUGAUGAAGUUUUCUUAACAGGAGCUACUUCUAAGCUAGGAAGGGCCAUUGCUCUCUAUCUUGCGCGGCGAAGGGUCAAGGUUUUGAUGUUGACCCAAUCCACUGAGAGAUUCAUAAAUAUCCAGAAAGAAGCACCAGUCGACUGCCAAAAUUUUUUAGUUCAAGUUACAAAGUAUCAAGCAGCCAAGCACUGUAAGACGUGGAUUAUCGGCAAGUGGAUGACACCUCGAGAACAGAGUUGGGCUCCUUCAGGAACACACUUUAACCAGUUUGUGGUUCCUCCUAUCAUUCCAUUUAGACGAGACUGUACUUAUGGGAAGCUAGCAGCAAUGAGACUUCCAGAAGAUGUGGAGGGCUUAGGAUCAUGUGAGUAUACAAUGGAAAGAGGUGUGGUUCAUGCUUGCCAUGCUGGGGGCGUAGUUCAUCUUCUUGAAGGUUGGGAACACAACGAGGUUGGGGCUAUCGAUGUUGAUCAGAUUGACGUUGUGUGGAAGGCUGCAUUGAAGCAUGGCCUAAUGCCCUUGUAGAUUUAUAUCAAAACUUCUCAUCCAUACUGCCAGAGAUCUCAUUUAUAAGCUCAGCUUAUCAAAAAGAUCAUUAAAGCUGAUCUUUUUUUGUGUGAGUGUGUGUGUGUGUGUUUAUUUUCCUUUGUCGGGUAUGCAUUUUUCUUUUUCUUUUUUUUCGCCACCUGUGGCAACGAAGUUCUUGGUAAGACACAAGGUGGAAGGAAGAUCUCCACUCAUUUCAUAAUGAUUAAAAACUAGAAUGGAAUUCAAAUGAAAUACAUAUUUAUACACAUUCUUGC